UAUGUAUGUUUGUAUGUUUGUUUGUUUGAAUUAUCUGUAUGUUUUUGUUUUUAUGUAUCUAAUAUAUUUUUUGUUUGUAUGUUUAUUUGUGUGUGUAUAUGUCUGUGUAUGUAUGUAUGUAAUUUGUAUGAAUGUAUGUGUGUGCACGUUUGUAUGUGUGUGUCUAUGCGCAUGUGUUUGUGUGUGUGCGUGUGUAUGUGUGCGUGCGUAUGUGUGCGCAUAUGUCUGUGUGGCUGGCUACUUAUUUAG
Messenger RNA from Helobdella robusta, 249 nucleotides. RefSeq lists its product as hypothetical. The transcript is spliced from 3 exons. The record is from RefSeq and is a predicted model, not a curated record. Lineage: Eukaryota; Metazoa; Annelida; Clitellata; Rhynchobdellida; Glossiphoniidae. The annotation marks the transcript as partial.